AUGGCUCGUAUUUCUGGUCUUGAUCCAGCCGGUCCGUUUUUCGAAGGCAAAACUGCUCCCGUACGCCUCGAUCAAAGUGAUGCGAAAUUUAUAGAUGUUAUUCAUUCGAAUACAGACAUUGCUUUGGGUGUCGGCCUCGGAUCGGAUGAUCCAUCCGGUCAUGUAGAUUUCUAUGUCAAUGGUGGCAAACAGCAACCAGGCUGUCCUUCAGUGUAA
Rotaria sp. Silwood2 is the source of this 216-nucleotide messenger RNA. NCBI's taxonomy places the organism in Eukaryota, Metazoa, Rotifera, Eurotatoria, Philodinida, Philodinidae. The record is from the annotation of a GenBank genome assembly.